Scylla paramamosain (green mud crab) is the source of this 3976-nucleotide messenger RNA. RefSeq names its product caveolin-3-like. Lineage: Eukaryota; Metazoa; Arthropoda; Malacostraca; Decapoda; Portunidae. Gene Ontology annotation, molecular function: molecular adaptor activity. Gene Ontology annotation, cellular component: caveola; plasma membrane. Gene Ontology annotation, biological process: caveola assembly. The transcript is spliced from 4 exons. The coding region runs from base 887 to 1522 and encodes 211 amino acids. The record is from RefSeq and is a predicted model, not a curated record.
AAGGGGGACGGUGAACUAACUCUUCUGCAUCCAGUAAGUAAGGCCGUUGUGAGGCGUGUCUUGGCUUAAUGGGGGGCUGUUGUUGUCGUGAGUACGCGUGGUGACCGAGGCCCGCAGGAGACCGCUAAUACCACCAAUACGAGGAAGCGAGCUGGCUGGAGUGGAUGGAGAGCUUAGCUUGGGAUGGAUAGCUGAGAUAUACGCGGUCCGUCUGAGUGAGUGACUUGAAGAGAGGAGAGGAGGGAAGGUUACUCUGGAUUUGUCUCCUGUCAACAUCAGAUUCUUCUCUCUCUUUGUCCUUGCUAUUGUGCUGUGCGGUGUUUCUGUGACGGUGAGGUGGAGAGAGGAGGAAGGAUUAUGCAAGGAUAGUGUGGGAGAAACUUGAAUUGAUUGUGAAGAGAGGAAAGGGAGAAAAAAAAGGAAGCAAGCAAAUUGCCAGAAGAGUGAGAGACGAACUAAAUUGACUGUGAAAAGAGGAGAGGGAAGAAAGAGUUCCGUCACUACAACGAGGAAUAGGAAAGAAGAAAUAUCGGAGAAGAAAGGAGAGAGAAUAAAAGAGGAAUUUACAGCCAAGAGAGUGAAAAAAAAACAACAACUAAACUGACCAUAAAGAGAUAAAAGAGAAUAAAUAUUAGUCACCGCAACGAGAAGGAAGACAGAAGAGGAAACAGCGAAGAGUAAACAGAAGAAAGAAUUAAGACUGAACAUUUGACACCGUAACGACGAAUAAAGAGAGAGAGAGAGAGAGAGAGAGAGAAAAAAAAAAAUCUGAUUGAAUAUUAUUUUUUUUUGUCACCGCAACACGAAAGAAGGAAGGAAGAGGAGAUAAUGGAGGAAGCAAGGAAGUCAUGGGCGCUGCUGACUACAGUAUGGCAGUAAUGGCGCCAUGAGUGACUCUCUCUACAGCCAUCCCACCAUCUCGCUGGAAUUGUACAGUCAGCUUUACGGCCCCGUGGAGACUAACAAGCAGGAAGGAGAGAGUCCCCAGCCUGCUACGCCCUCGUCAGCCCCGUCUGGCAGCGCAGACAGCCGCCGCGACGCCAAGGCAAGGAAGAAUUUGAAGGGAAGCCGUAUGGGAGGAGAGACUUCGCCUUUUGCUAUGGACAACAGGGACCCCAACAAUCUCAACCCACACAUCCAGAUACUAUGGGACGACAUCAUAGGUGAACCGGAGGGCCUGCGAACCCCGGACGGCUGCUGGAAUUGCUCCCAGACGUGCUAUGACGGGACCCGGCGCUGCUGCUACGUGUUCCUGGUGGUGCUGCUCGCUCCCUUCGUGGCCUUCUGCAAUGGAUGUCAGUUUGCUUGCCUUGCCUUCAACCAAGUGUGGUGCGUGGGGCCGUGUCUGCGGUGCGUGAAGAUCAACUACGCUACACUCAAGAAAUUCUGGGAGGCCUGCCUGUACGCCAUGUGCUCCCCAGUGGCAGAAGUAUGUGGGAUGUACUUCUCGAAGAUACACGUUCGCUACCAGAGAGUCCCGGACGGCAACGUGGUGGACUCAGCUGGCUACUUCAACGUGUGAGGAGGCACUGGUGGUGGUGGUGGUGGGGAAAGUCCGUGAAUUUAUGGUGAUAGGGAAGUUUAAAAAGGUGGUUAGUGGCGGUGAGUGAUGAUUGGAGGAAGAGGUGAAGAGGGAUGGUGGUUUGGUGUGGUGGUGGUGGGUGGUGGUGGUGGAAGAGAAGUGGCUGAGAACUGUACUGCUGUGGUGUUGUGGUGUUUGGUGGGCAAGUGUGAAAGUUGUAGUAAUUAGUGAAGAAAGGAGAGAUGGUCUGUUGGUUUUGUGGUGGAUUGAGAGUGGAGGAUAGUAUGGUGAGUAGGAGGGAGAGGAGGAGGAGGAGGAGGAGGAGGAGGAGGAGGAGGAGGAGGAGCAGGUGAAAAAGGAAAGAAGACCUGAAAGGGAUUUAAAGGAGUUGGAAGUAUGUUAAAUAAAGGGUAAAGAGGAGGAGGAGGAGGAGGAGGAGGAGGAGGAAGCAGGAACAAGAGGAAGAGGAGUGUGAAGUGCUGGUUUUCGAAAAGAGGAGAGGAGGAAGAAAGACAAAAGGAGAUGGAGGAGGAGGAGGAGGAGGACUAGGAGGAGGAAGAGGAAGAGGAGAAGGAGGAGGAGGAAGAGGAGGAGGAGUGUACUAAUUAUGAUGGUGAAUGAAUGAAACGUAGAUGAACAGGAUGAAUAAAGAUCUUGUAACACCACCACCACUAUCACCACCACCACCACCACCGACACCACCACCACAACCAUUUUUCAUCACACGAAAGAAAACGAGAAAACAAAAAACAUAAUAAAGACGAAUUUUUGUGCUGUUUUCUCUGUCUGUCUGUCACAUGCAGCACAGGUACACACAGACAGACAGACAGACAGACAGACAGACAGACAGACAGGCAGUCACAGAAAGAGAGGAAGUGUCCAAGAGAUACAAAGGAAAAGAAAAAAAAAGGAAAAAACAGUUAUAUACUCGUAAGAGAUAUAAAAAUAUACAAAAAAUAUCAUAUAUAUGUAUAUCUAUAUUUUAAUAUGUGUGUGUUAACUGUUAGAUUUCAUACCAUAGAGCGUUAAUUUUUCUUGAUUAUUAUGAUUUGCAACACACACACACACACACACACACACACACACACACACACACACACACGGAAAUUUUCACAACACUGUAAUCAUUAUGUAGUAUUUAAACCCACCAAUGAAUGGAUAUAUGUCUUUCUCUCUCUCUCUCUCUCUCUCUCUCUCUCUCUCUCUCUCUUUGCUUGUUUUCGUGCAGUAGUAAUAGUAGUGCGUGUUUGUGGAACCAUAAUUAUUACUAUUAUCAAUAAACUAUUACCAUUAGUACAACUCUUAUACCAAAAUAUAUAUACAACAACAAUGACAACAACAGCAGCUCUCCGUCCAGUCCCUGUGAUAAAUAGAUUAAUAGUAAUAAUAGGAAUUUGAGAAGAGUUGGAAGGUGAUAGUAGUAGUAAUAGUAGCACUGGUAGUAAUUGUAGUAGUAGUAGUAGUAGUAGUAGUAGUAGUAGUAGUAGUUGUGAUAAUCUGUUAUAUUGUCACUACUCAUUCCUUUCUGCUUAUUACUGACAACCUUCAUCUCUGUUCUGUUGCCCUCUCUCUCUCUCUCUCUCUCUCUCUCUCUCUCUCUCUCUGCUUCCGUAUAUGUUGUUCUAUCUUUAUCAGUUCUUAUUCUUGUCCCUACCUGCUUUCCCUUCAUCCUUAUUAACUUCCCUUAACCUCUUUUCUUCUGCUCUCCACCUCCCUUCCUGCUGUUCUACCUUUACCUGCUCCUGUUCUGUUCCUACCUGCUGUUCUUGCCUUCCUACUUACUUUCCUUCAUCUCUGUUUUUGCUGUUCUACUCUGUUUACCUUCUUAUAUGUUAUUAUGUCCAUCUGUUCCUGUUUUGUUCCCACCUGCUGUUUCUUGCCUCCCUACUUAUCUAAUUGCAUCUCUGUUUACUCUCCUGCUUUAUGUCUGCUUCCCCAAUUCUGUAUCUACCUGCUGUUCUUUACUGUUCGUUUCCCUAAUGAAUUUCCUUUUAUCUCUACCUACUGUUCUACUCUCUAUCUGUGGCUGCUACUACUGUUAUUGCUGCUAUUACUACCUGUGCUCUACCUGUCUGUACCAAAAAGAAUAAAGGCCUGUAAUUCAAGAGGUCUUCGUUAUUAGUUCAUUAAGAUUUGUCAGUUUUAGGCGAACACACACCUGGACACACACACACCUGAUUACAUACACACACACCUAAAGCUCCUACCUCGGCCAUACCUGCGCUAAUAAUGAUAAUGAUGAUAAUAAUGGUAAUUUGCGUGUUAUCUAAAACUGUCUAAGUGUGGCUAAGGGAGUGUGUGUGUGUAUGUGUGUGUGCGUGUGUAUGUAAGUGUGUGUGUGUGUGUGUGUGUGUGUGUGUGUGUGUGUGUGUGCGUCUAGCUGGCGUGUGUGCGUGGUGUUCACAAUAUAUUUAUGGUGUACACACGUUUUAAUAAUAAACAUCUUAACUACCA